GACCGAUGGAAUUUUCUCGACGUUACUCAGAGCCGGGAUUGCCAUGAGCGAUUUAAAUAAACGUUGGUACAUAUUCGACGGACCCGUGGAUGCUGUAUGGAUCGAGAACAUGAAUACAGUGUUGGACGACAAUAAGAAGCUUUGUCUGACAUCUGGUGAGAUAAUGAAGAUCCUGCCAACAAUGACGAUGAUGUCCGAAGUCGCUGAUCUCAGAGUCGCUUCUCCAGCUACUGUUUCAAGAUGCGGUAUGGUGUACUUAGAACCAGAAGCUUUAGGUCUCGAACCUCUCAUUAAUUGCUGGAUCAGGCGAUUACCCAAAAACAUGAGCGAUUACAUCGAGGAAAUUUCCGAAUUAACGAACCAAUUUUUAUUCCCGGGGUUGAAGAUUCUGCGUAACAAUUUGCGAGAAAUUGUGAACACGGUCGAUUCUGGAAUGGUGCAAUCUUACAUAAACUUGAUGAACUUUCGAAUUGGGCCCAUGGCUGGUCGAGACGGGAAGCCUCCACCAACCAAUCUGCUGUCACCCUGGGCAGCUUUCGCCACGAUAUGGAGCUUGGGGGCAAGUUGCGACUACAACAGCCGGUGUAUAUUCAGCGAAUGGAUCAGGAACGUGCAGAAAGCCAAUCGGCAUGAAUUACCAUUCCCUGAAGACGGUUUGGUAUUCGAUUAUAGAAAAAUAUUUGGUUUGUUGUUUCACUAUCCUGUCAUAGAUAUAGAGGUACCAACGAUGGAUAGCGUAAGGAGCGCAACCAUAAUCGGGUAUUUAUUGAUCAACGAAUCUAAUCCACUCUGUGUCGGGCCAACCGGAAGUGGGAAGACUUUAACCAUUACCGCGAAACUUUCAAGAAACAUGCCGAAGAAAUUUAUCUGCGAUUUCAUUACCUUCUCUGCUAGAACUACCGCGAAUCAGACUCAGGAUUUAAUCGAUGAAAAGCUGAUUAAAAGAAAGAAAGACGUAUAUGGACCACCAUUACUUCGGAAACAAAUAUUUUUUGUCGACGAUUUAAACAUGCCUGCUCUCGAAACUUAUGGUGCUCAGCCUCCCAUUGAGUUACUUCGGCAGUUCAUGGAUUUUAGAGGAUGGUACGACCGGAAGGAGAUCGGCUCAUUCAGGCAGAUAGAGGACGUAAAUUUUGUUGGUGCGAUGGGACCACCUGGUGGCGGUAGAAAUCCAAUAACUGCCAGACUGUUGCGACAUUUCCAUUUCAUUGCGUUCCCGGAAAUGGAAGACGACGCUAAGAAACACAUCUUCGGGACGAUUCUGAAUUCCUGGCUCUCCGUGACGCCGCACUUUGGACACAUGCUGGAUGUUUUCGUGAACACGACGUUAAAUAUAUUCACCACUAUAUGCCAGGAGCUACUACCAACCCCUCACAAAUCUCACUAUACCUUCAAUCUACGAGACCUCAGCAAGGUGUUUCAAGGAAUGCUCAUGAUGAAUCCUGCCAAAAUAGAGCUUCGAGACAAGCUGUUGCUACUUUGGUACCACGAGAAUCUACGAGUAUUCAGCGACCGUCUGGUAAACGACGAGGAUCGGAAAUGGUUCGACGAUCUCCUGCGAGAUACCAUGAGCAAAGAAUUCGAAUGCGACCCCGGCAAAGUUAUCGGCGAUGAGAUGUUAUUCUUCGGCGAUUUCAUGGGGACGAGCAGAGAAUACGAGCAGAUAACUGAUACGAAGAAAAUGGAAAACGUGGUAGACGAAUUCCUGGAAGACUACAAUGCCUCGACGACGAGUCCCAUGAAACUGGUGCUGUUCCAGGACGCCAUAGAUCAUAUCUGCAGGAUUAAUCGAAUACUGCGACAGCCUCGAGGGAAUGCUCUGCUCCUGGGAAUGGGAGGAUCAGGACGACAGAGUUUAACCAGAUUAGCCGCGCAUAUGCAGGAUUACACUUGCUUUCAAAUAGAGCUUAGCAGUGCUUAUACAUCCAGUGACUGGCGCGAUGACAUUAAAGCAUCGAUGAUGAAGGCUGGUGUACAGGGUCAAUCUGUGGUCUUUUUAUUUUCUGACACCCAGAUAAAGGACGACUCCAUGCUGGAGGACUUGAACAGUGUCCUGAACAACGGCGACGUGCCAAAUAUUUACAAGGUGGACGAAAUGGAGAGAAUUUUCCACUCGAUGCGUGGGCAUGUGCAGGAAGCUGGCCUACAAAUCAACAGAAGCAACCUUUUCUCCGCCUACGUGAAGACAGUUCGUAAUAACUUACACGUCGUCGUUACUAUGAGCCCGAUCGGUGAGACAUUUCGCGCUCGUAUUAGACAGUUUCCAGCUCUGGUGAACUGCUGCACGAUUGAUUGGUUUUGUCCCUGGCCGGAUGCUGCUCUUCAGAGCGUUGCGAUGAGAUUCCUCACUGAUAUACAGGAUGAGUCCAUUACUGAAAACGUGUUGAUGUCGAUUGUAAGAAUGUGCCAACAUAUGCAUUCCAGUGUGAUCGAUGCAAGUGCUCUUUAUUUGAAGGAAUUGAGUCGCCAUAAUUAUGUUACGCCCACGUCGUACCUCGAACUAUUAUCUGGUUACGGUGAUCUCCUGAAUAAGAAGAAAAUGGAAUUACAGUCGGCAGCAAAUCGGCUUUCCACAGGUUUGGAUAAACUCGCGAGCGCAGAAGUGGAGGUGAAGAAUAUGCAACAACUACUGAGAGAUAUGAAGCCUAAGUUGGAACAAGCAGCGGAGGCGACAGCUAGGAUGAUUGAAAGGAUUACACGCGACACCAUCGAAGCGGAGAAAACCAAAGCAGAGGCAGAAGAGCAAGAAGCAAUAGCCGCGAAAAUGAAAGUGGAAAAUCAAGCGAUAAGAGACGAAGCGGAGGCAGAUUUGAGUGAAGCGCGUCCGAUGUUAAUCGCAGCCGAGAAGAGCUUGAAGUCGCUAAAUAGAAACGAUAUCACCGAAGUGAAAGCGAUGAAAAGGCCUCCACUUGGCGUGCUUUUGGUUAUCGAAGCCAUUUGUAUCAUAAACAACGUGAAACCGGUUAAGGCGGACCCUGGGAAAUUCGGUGCGGAAACGAAAUUAGAUUAUUGGACUCCAGGUAGUUUGAUGCUCGCUGAUCCAGGUCAUUUCUUGUACACCAUGGAGAAUUAUGACAAAGAGAACCUUACCGAAGAAAUGAUUAAUAAGCUGAAAGUCUACAUCGAAAAUCCGAAUUUUCAGCCAUCGAAGAUCGAGUACGUGUCAAAGGCGUGUUACUCGUUGUGUCUGUGGGUGCACGCGAUGUACAACUACUACUUCGUGAGUGAGAAAGUAAAACCGAAGAUGGAGGCACUGGCCAAAGCAGUGGAGGCUCUAGUCGAGACGGAGAAGGCCUUGACUGCGGCGAUACAAAGGCUGAAAGAUGUGGAAGAGGGUGUCGAGCAGCUGCGAAAUCUCCUGCGAGAGGAAGAGGAGAGGAAAGCGGAACUCGAGAGGGAAAAGCAGCUUUGCGAGGAUAGGAUGGGCAGAGCUGUCAGACUGAUCGACGGUCUAGCCGGCGAGCAGAUACGUUGGACCUCGACGGUAGCCGAACUACGUACGUCCCUGAAGAACGCUGUUGGUGAUAUCCUGCUCUCUUCCGGAGCAAUAGCCUAUUUGACGCCAUUUACGGACACGUAUCGAGAGACCCUUUUAACAUCCUGGCAAAAAAUUUUGGGCGAAGGAGUGCCACACACGUCAGGCAGUAGCCCUGUGUCGACUCUCGGGGAUGAAGUGGAGAUAAGAAAAUGGCAAAUAGGAGGGUUGCCCAGGGAUAUGUUAUCCGUUGAAAACGCCGUCUUGGCGAUGCACUCGAAACGUUGGCCGCUUUUCAUCGACCCUCAAGCACAGGCAAACAAGUGGAUACGCUCUUUAUACAAGGACAAUGGCAUAUCCAUUGCCAAGAUGACAGACAGAGAGCUGCUUCGCGUGCUCGAAUCCUGCGUACGAUUCGGCAGAGCCUGUCUCAUAAAAUUAACUGAUCACGCACAUGUUUGUGCAAACAUUGGUGUUGCAUUACUGCAGAUUGAUGCUGGUAACAGCAAAGAAUCACCCCCUCCUCGGUUCUACUACCGUUGCAUUCUAAUACCGUCUGUAUUGUCAGAAAGUGUCCCUUAUUGCACAGCUAAGAUGCUCAGUACCUCAAAUUGUGGCCUCGAAGACCAGAUGCUAUCCUUGGUCACUAUCCAAGAACGACCGGAUCUCGAGCAAGCGAGGAACGCUCUAAUAGUGUCGAAUGCAGAAAUGAGAAAAGAACUACAGGAAAUAGAGGAUAGAAUCCUACAUCGACUUUCCGUGUCAGAGGGCUCUGCCGUCGAUGACAUGGACCUCAUUUUCACCUUGGAAGCGUCCAAAGUUAAAAGCGAAGAAAUCAAGGUGAAAAUGCAGGAAGCCGAGAUCACCCAAGUAGACAUCGACAUGACCAGGUCGCUGUACAUCCCCGUCGCUGUGCGUGGUCAAAUACUCUUCUUCUGCCUCUCCGACCUGCAGUACAUAGACACCAUGUAUCAGUACUCGCUCGAGUGGUUCGUCGAAAUUUUCAACAAUAGUAUACUUGCGACGGAAAAGAGCGGAGUUACCAACAUUCAAGUACGAGUGGAAAAUAUCAAUCAGAGAUUCAUGUUCUCGCUAUUCUCAAACGUGUGCCGCAGUUUGUUCGAGAAGCACAAACUGCAUUUCGCGUUCCUGGUCUGUGCCAGGAUUCGUAUGAACGAGAAAUUAAUCGACGCGACCGAGUGGAGACACCUCUUGUUGGGACCCGAGCCAACGCAAGAGAUUUCAAAUCCCGCGCCAAAAUGGAUCACGCCGCGUUGCUGGAGGGAGAUACAGGCGCUUGAGAACCUGCCCAAGUUCGAGAAGUUUGUCGAGUUCUUCACACAGUCGGUGACCCAAUUUAAAAGCGUGUUCGACGCUCAAGAGGCGCAUCUUGCACCAUAUCCAGAACCAUGGGAGUCGAAACUGGACGACUUUCAGAAAAUGUUGGUACUAAAGUGUCUUCGGCCUGACAAAGUGACCAAUGCUAUGCAAUUGUACCUGGCUAAGUACCUAGGCCAGGAAUUCGUCGAACCCCAAACCACUGAGCUGUCUGCCAUUUACAACGAAUCUUCGCCGACUACGCCAAUUGUUUUCAUUCUGUCCACUGGUACAGACCCUGCGGCAGAACUGUACAAAUUCGCGGAUAAAUUAAAGAUGAGUACGAAAUUGCACGCCAUAUCCCUUGGACAGGGACAGGGGCCUAGAGCAGAAGCAUUGUUGAAGUUGUCGUCUGAGCAGGGUUGCUGGUGUUUCUUCCAGAAUUGUCAUUUAGCUCCGAGCUGGAUGCCAGAAUUGGAAUCAUUGGUGGAGGCAUUGUCGCGGGCAAAUAAUCAUCGAGAUUUCCGUUUAUGGCUCACCUCCGCACCCUCGGCAGAUUUUCCCGUCAGCAUUCUUCAGAACAGCAGUAAGAUGACAAUCGAACCACCUCGAGGGAUAAAAGCAAAUAUGUUCCGUGCUUACUUGACGCAAGUAACAGAGAUGCAAAGCUUUCUGGUCUCUGGAGACCCCAAAGUUCAACUGUUUAAAUGGCUGGUAUUCUCCUUGUGCUUAUUUCACUCGGUGCUAUUGGAACGAAGGAAAUUUGGUUCCCUGGGAUUCAAUAUUCCCUACGAAUUCACCGAUGGUGAUUUGAGAAUAUGUAUAUCACAGCUGCACAUGUUCCUUUUGGAAUACGAUACCGUUCCCUUUAAGGUGCUGAUAUAUACAGCUGGUCAUAUUAAUUAUGGGGGCAGAAUAACAGAUGAUUGGGAUCGACGAUGCGUGCUGACAAUCUUGCAAGAUUUUUACAGACCGGAAAUUCUGUCGUCGUCCUAUAAAUUCGAUGAAGAAGGACAUUAUCGACAACUGCCUGAUGCUACUACGUUCAAUGAUUACAUCGAUUAUAUAAAAACGUUCCCUUUGAACGAUGAACCGUCGAUGUUUGGAAUGCACCCAAAUGCGGAUAUUAGCUUCGCGCAAGCAGAGACUUACGCCUGCCUCAACACAUUGCUGGCUCUUCAACCACGGCAAAUAGGAAUCGCAGCUGCUAGUGUCGAAGAAAUCACGACUCACAUAGCCCAGGAUAUGCUAUCAACGAUGCCUCCGAUCUUUGAUUUGUCUAUUAUGCAGCAAAAAUACCCGGUCCUGUAUGAAGAGUCUUUUAACACCGUACUAGUUCAAGAAGCUAUACGCUAUAAUGGGCUGUUGAACGUGGUGAAGACGACGCUAGUAGAUCUGUUGAAGGCAUUGAAGGGAUUGGUCGUGAUGUCGGAAUAUUUGGAAACUGUGUCGAACUGUUUGUACAACAACAGAAUUCCGACAGUUUGGCAAGACAAGGGUUAUCCUUCCUUAAAACCUCUUGGUGCUUGGUUCGUGGACUUGAAAGAGCGAAUCGCAUUUCUAAAAUCUUGGGAAGAUAAUGGAAUACCAGCAGCGUUUUGGAUAUCCGGCUUUUAUUUCCCCCAAGCAUUUCUAACAGGCACUUUGCAAAAUUUUGCGCGAAAAUACGUUGUUUCCAUCGAUACGAUAGAUUUCAGUUUUAAGGUAUUAGGUUUAAUGCCAAAAAAUAGGCCGCCAGACGGUUGCGUCAUAUAUGGUCUGUUUCUUGAAGGAUGUCGAUGGGAUGGCGAUUAUUUAAAUGAGUCCUUACCUAAAGAAUUAUAUACUAACAUGCCUCCCAUUCUACUAUUACCGGAAGUAGAUCACAAACAGCUUGAAGGAACCUACACUUGCCCCGUGUAUAAAACUAUCAAUCGAGCAGGAACGCUGAGUACGACCGGGCACUCGACAAAUUUCGUGUUACCAAUGGAGAUCCCUAGUCAAAAACCACAAUCUCAUUGGAUAAAAAGGGGCGUAGCUUUGAUUUGUGCAUUGGAUUAUUAA
Molecule: messenger RNA, 6835 nt
Organism: Eufriesea mexicana
Lineage: Eukaryota; Metazoa; Arthropoda; Insecta; Hymenoptera; Apidae
Product: dynein heavy chain 1, axonemal
Exons: 36
Biological process (GO): microtubule-based movement
Cellular component (GO): dynein complex
Molecular function (GO): dynein light intermediate chain binding; dynein intermediate chain binding; minus-end-directed microtubule motor activity
Source: RefSeq, a predicted model, not a curated record